Molecule: messenger RNA, 1428 nt
Organism: Physella acuta
Lineage: Eukaryota; Metazoa; Mollusca; Gastropoda; Physidae
Product: mucin-like protein
Biological process (GO): cell-matrix adhesion
Source: RefSeq, a predicted model, not a curated record
UUGGGCACAGCUGUUUUUACUAAAGCCAAUGCAGAUGUUAUGGCUCUCACAGAAAAUAAAAAACUACAAUGCUACAACAGUAAUUGUGGUUACAUGGGUUAAUGUACCAGCACAUGGAAGUGUGGAUGAGCGUGUCUCAUUCCAAUGUGUCAUAAUAUCAGAUGGACAUACAACAUAUGCCAUAUACAUCUAUAUCCAAGGUGCAAUGAAAUUCAAACCCUUAUCAGCUAGAAAUGUUGAAGUCGGUUGGGCAAAUUUUAGCUUUGAUACCUCACUUACAAGUUACUACAGAUUUGAUACAGUUUUGGGGAACACUGGAAAACCUGGUCUUUGGAUUUUUAAAGUUGGAGAAAAUAAGAAUUUUAAGAUGAUGUGCCGAACAUGGUAUAUCUCUAAUCAAGGAGAACUGCCUACUAUAGAUCUCUGGAACAAAAACCUACUGCCUGCCUGCCCUUGUAAUGAAGUUGCUGCCAAAAGUAGCCCAAUCUGGGUUCCUAGCAGUCUAGCUAAUUCAGACAGAAACUGCUUUGAUCUAUUACCAUUUUUUGGAGAAUAUGGAAGGAGAUGCUGCUACAAAGCUGAUGAAAGUUCAAGUUUUUUAAAUACAAUCCCACAAGCUGGAAGUCUUCAGAGAUAUAAUUCUUUUAUUUACAAAGAACAUGAUCAGUUGGAUGAAGACUCUAAAGACUGGUGCUGUACUAAGUCAAACUUGUGUGACCUGUACUAUACUUUAAGACCAAUUUUCUCAUGCAAUGGGAGUAACUGGGCUAGAGGUUUCCUGUUUGGAGACCCCCACAUAAUAACCCUGGACCAAAGAUCAUUCAUAUUCAAUGGACUGGGAGAAUAUCACUUAGUGCAAAUAACAGGAACUACUAACCAGCAUUUUAAAUUGCAGGGUAGAACCUGUCGUGCAUUAAACAGCAAUGGCAAUGAAACUCUAGCCACAGUCUGGUGUGCCCUAUCAAUGAUGAGUGGUGAUGAAAAUUCACUGAGAGUAGAAAUCAGCCCUUCAAGGAAAAUUAUGAUAAUAUAUGCUAAUAAAAGAGAUUAUACAACAGAAUACUUAAGUAACCCUAAUUUUUUUACAAAUGAUAAUAAAAUGAUAUUAAGAAAACAAAAUGGGGCUUUAGAAGUGUCUCUUCCAGAAAGUAAGUUGCUUUUAUUUUAUAUAAUUAACUUUUUGCUUCAUCUAUAAGUUUGUAUGUCUGUGUUGUUGUGAGCAUUAACCUAUCCUGUUGUAUUGCUUUUAAAGAACUUCUUUUUACUGUGACUUAAAGAGAUUCAGUAUCUCUUAACCAACUACUAUGAAAGAUGCAUAAUCACACUGAUACAGCAUUAAAAGGGAUAGGAAAUUGUUUUAAUUAAUUCUUACUAAAGCUUGUGAUUUCUAAGAAGGUUGAAUUAGUAGUUGACAAUAUAUUUGAGCUA